Messenger RNA from Brassica oleracea var. oleracea, 805 nucleotides. RefSeq lists its product as uncharacterized. The transcript is spliced from 3 exons. NCBI's taxonomy places the organism in Eukaryota, Viridiplantae, Streptophyta, Magnoliopsida, Brassicales, Brassicaceae. The record is from RefSeq and is a predicted model, not a curated record. Bases 124 to 651 code for a protein of 175 amino acids.
UGAGAUAACAGUCAUUUCAUUUUCUUUAUACGGUCACAACAUUUUCGUCUAAUAUAUUUUACUUUAUAUAAGAGAACGAAAAAGCUUCGAGAGAAAGAGAAAAUCACAAGACAAUCUGCUGCCAUGGCUUCAAAGCUCGUGAUAAUCAUUGUGUUCAUUCUAGAUCUCAUCGCUGUCGGAUUAGCAAUUGCCGCCGAGCAGAGAAGAAGCGUCGGUAAAGUUGUACCAGACAAGGAGAAGGUGUAUGAAUACUGUGAGUAUGGCUCAGACAUAGCUACAAGCUAUGGAGCUGGCGCUUUUGUGCUUCUCUUGACUAGCCAAGUCAUUAUCAUGGUGGCUAGCAGAUGCUUCUGCUGCGGGAAGGCUCUUAACCCUGGUGGUUCAAGAGCUUGUGCCAUCAUGCUCUUCCUUAUCUGCUGGGUGUUCUUCUUGAUUGCUGAGAUAUGUUUGCUGGCUGCAUCCAUCAGAAACGCGUACCACACCAAGUACAGGAAGAUGUGGAACAUCGACAACCCUCCCAGCUGUGAAGUGAUCCGUAAAGGAGUGUUUGCAGCUGGUGCUUCGUUCGCGCUCUUCACUGCCAUCGUCUCUCAGUUCUACUACGUCUGCUACUCUCGUGCUCGUGAUGAUUACAAGAACCCUCCUUACUAAACGAGAUUUUCACACCCCAUUCACUGAUUCAAUAGGAUUUUCAAGAUUUGAUGGUGUUUUCCUUUAUUAAGCUUUUGGUUUUGUGUUUGAUGUAUAAAUACUUAUAUAACAUUAGACAUCUAUUCUACAUUAAGUAUCUAAGUUUGUUGUUACA